UAUCAUCAUCAUGCAGAGAUAGAGAGGAGAGGGGGGGGGGGGGGGAUCAGUUUCUUAGCUCAGACAGCAAGGAAUUCCCAUUUCCUUCAGAUUCUUAUCUUUGUCCCCAAAAUAUCAUGCACUUUCUGCAUCAUUACUCCAAAUCUCUUUUACUCCACUUCUCACUGCAAAACCCUAAGUCCUUAACCCCAUCCUAUAUAUCCUCAAUAAUAAUCCAUUAUUAAUUCCCCAUCCACCCAAACCAAACUCGUUCUGUUGACAUUUAUUUACAACAACACAAUGAAACUCCAGUUUCUCUUUGCGUUUUUCCCAGACCCCUGUCUCAAAUCUCUCGUUUUGCUCAUUUUAGUUCAUGUCAAUCUCUGUUUUUCUGAGACUCAAAUGCUUCUUCUGUCGCUCAAAACCCAGGUGAUUCCUUCUGGGUACCUCCCAAGACCCCCUGAUAAGCUUCGUUUUCACCAUAACGUUAGUCUCUCAGUUUCUCUUUCGGCGGGUUCUCCUCCGCAGAAUGUCUCCAUGGUCAUUGACACUGGGAGUGAGCUCUCAUGGCUACGUUGUAACAGAACUUCACCCGCCGCGUUUGACCCGACCCGUUCUUCUUCGUACAUACCCAUUUCUUGCUCCUCACCCACCUGCACAACCCAGACCCGAGACUUCCCCAUCCCAGCUUCCUGCGAUUCUAACAAUCUCUGCCACGCCACUCUCUCCUACGCCGACUCCUCGUCGACGGAGGGCAACCUCGCUUCGGACACUUUCCGGGUCGGUACAGCCAAUGACCCGGGAGUUGUAUUCGGGUGCAUGAAUUCGAGCUACGACAGCAGCAACUCGGAUAGAGAAUCUAACACAACCGGGUUAUUGGGUAUGAACCGCGGGUCGCUCUCGUUCGUUUCGCAGUUAAAAUUCCCGAAAUUUUCUUACUGCAUAUCAGAUUCGGAUUCCUCAGGAGUGCUACUGUUCGGGGACACCAAUUUCUCGUGGCUCGCCCCGCUAAAUUACACCCCCUUGGUUCAAAUGUCCACCCCGUUACCAUACUUCGAUCGGGCAGCUUACACGGUUCGGCUCCGAGGAAUCAAAGUGUCGGGUGAGCUCCUGCAAAUACCAGACACUGUUUUCAUUCCUGACCACACCGGGGCAGGUCAAACCAUGGUUGACUCGGGCACCCAGUUCACAUUCCUUUUGGGUCCGGCUUACACAGCACUGCGGAGCGAGUUCGUAAACCAAACAAACAACACAUUGCGGGUCGUGGAUGACCCGAAUUACACAUUCCAGAUAGCGAUGGAUCUCUGCUACCGGGUCCCGAUGAACCAAACCAAAUUACCCGGGUUGCCGACCGUGAGUUUGGUUUUUGAUGGGGCGGAAAUGAUGAUUUCGGAUAAGCAGCUGUUAUAUCGGGUUCCGGAUCAAGUAAUGGGCGGUGAUUCGGUGUACUGCUUCACGUUCGGGAAUUCGGAUCUUCUAGGGGUAGAGGCUUUCAUCAUUGGUCAUCAGCAACAGCAGAAUCUGUGGAUGGAGUUUGAUCUAGAGAAGUCGAGGAUUGGAUUGGCCCAUGUAAGUUGUAGCUCAGCGGGACAGAGGCUUGGUUUGGGAAAAUAGGCCCAGUGUGGGCCCAAAAUAGGCGGUCCUUCUUUGGUCGCAUUUGGAGGAAUGGCUCAUGGGUGGUCCCACUUUCAGGAGUGGGGCAAUUAUGGGAUUGGACUGAAGCAGUAGGUGAGUGGUCAGAAUUUGGCAGACGGCAUUUGAUGUGGACGACGGAUUCUUUGGGUAUUUUUUCUUAGCUUAUUAAAUUUGCGACCCACUUUGAAGAUGGGAUUGAAAAUUGAAAUUGAAUACAGUAGUUAGUUUAGUAGCUGAGUGAAAUAAAAUGAUACUGAGUUUUUUGUUGGUAUACAAAUUGGCAUUAAAAAGGUG
This is a messenger RNA of Neltuma alba, 1908 nucleotides long. RefSeq names its product aspartic proteinase PCS1-like. The coding region runs from base 280 to 1593 and encodes 437 amino acids. The record is from RefSeq and is a predicted model, not a curated record. Gene Ontology annotation, biological process: proteolysis. The transcript has a single exon. NCBI's taxonomy places the organism in Eukaryota, Viridiplantae, Streptophyta, Magnoliopsida, Fabales, Fabaceae. Gene Ontology annotation, molecular function: aspartic-type endopeptidase activity.